Exserohilum turcica Et28A is the source of this 501-nucleotide messenger RNA. RefSeq lists its product as uncharacterized. NCBI's taxonomy places the organism in Eukaryota, Fungi, Ascomycota, Dothideomycetes, Pleosporales, Pleosporaceae. The transcript has a single exon. The record is from RefSeq and is a predicted model, not a curated record. Bases 1 to 501 code for a protein of 166 amino acids.
AUGACCAAGAGCGAUGAUUCGAAACCCUCAAACUAUCGAUUCGCCAGAGCUGAAACGCUGGAGCACGCCGUUCUACAAGACGAAGCUCCACUUAAAGGUGGCGCGGUUCAGCCUGACUGGUAUCCCCACUUCGCCAGGCCGGCACUUCCUGCACGCAACAGACUGCCACGAAAACGUAUUCUCGUUCCCUGGCUCCUGUGUACAAUAUUCUUCCUCAUCACCCUCUGGUUUACGUCAAUAUUGGUUGGCGCACGGUUCUUGUCGAUCGUCAGACCAAGCCUCGUUGCACAAGAGAUCCACAUCUACAUUGAUGGAGAGUUAUUCGAGGCGGAGGCGACGUCUCAAGGAUCCCAUGCCGCUGCAACUUCUUCCGCCCCGAUGCCAAGCCCAACAACACCCAACAUAGGCAAUGAUCUGGGGAGAGCUUCCUCCGACAUUGGGGGCAGGAUUGCACCGGCGCCUACGGGUUUCGUAACGAUGACCACGAGAGCGAGAGCCUGA